This is a messenger RNA of Mixia osmundae IAM 14324, 900 nucleotides long. RefSeq lists its product as uncharacterized. Gene Ontology annotation, molecular function: hydrolase activity, acting on carbon-nitrogen (but not peptide) bonds, in linear amides. The record is from RefSeq and is a predicted model, not a curated record. The transcript has 8 exons. Lineage: Eukaryota; Fungi; Basidiomycota; Mixiomycetes; Mixiales; Mixiaceae. The coding region runs from base 1 to 900 and encodes 299 amino acids.
AUGCCACGGCCUGUCCGCAUAGCCAUCUGCCAGUUCGCCAGUGAGCCACCCAGACCAGACGACCGACAUGCCCAGGAGACGAACGUCCAUCGCAAUCUUGCCCGGACAGCGUCAUUCGUCGCAGAUGCUGCCAAGCAGAGAGCAGACGUUAUCGUCUUUCCUGAGUACUGGUUGACCAACAUUAUGGCUGACCACCUGCACCUCGCUACCGAAGAAGAGGAAUUUGUAGAGGAUCUACAGCAGCUCGCUAAGAAGUACGGCGUCGAUAUCGUGGCAGGCACGAUCGUCGAAAAGUCAGCCGGUGACAACGAUAAGCUCUUCAACACUUCGCGGUAUGUCAGCAAGACGGGGGAAGUACUGGGCACAUAUCGCAAGAAGAAUCUAUGGCAUCCUGAGAAAGAUUACCUCACGAGAUGCGUACGCGAGCACACGACAUUCGACACGCCCAAGUACCGCGCCGGCCUCCUUGCCUGCUGGGACCUCGCCUGGCCAGAAGCGUUUCGACCUUUGCUACUAGACAAAGUUGACAUUGUCUUCAUACCCACCUGCUGGGUAGCAGACGACGUAGGACCUAUCGGCGAGAAAUGGGAUCCCAAAGCGGAGGGCGAGCGCGCGUAUCUCGACUCACUCGUCAUCACAAGGGCUUACGAAACCGAAUGCUGCAUCGUCUUUGUCAACUGCGGCGGGCCUCGCUCACAGGGCUACAUGGGUCGAAGCGCAGUGGCAAUGCCCUUCUUGGGCUGCGUGGCCAAGCUACCCGAACCCGAUGAGCAACUCGUCGUUGUCGAAAUCGAUCUUGACAUCUUGCCGGAUGCAGAAGCGACGUACAAGAUCAGAGAAGACAAGAUGCGGCAAUUGCGAUGGGCGCAAUCGGAGGAGAACGAUCACUACCGGGACUAG